AUGCUCGACGGCAUCCACGAGCUCAUGCCAGCCGGAAGUAACGGCUGGGAUGAAGUUGCCGCCAAGUUCAAUGCUGGAAGGUAUCAGCUCAAGUUUUACACGGUUCGAAACCACGCAAAGCCCACCGGCGAUCCGUCGUGCCCGGUGGAUGUCGUUCGGGCCAAAUACAUCAGUCGUCGCAUCGACGCCAACUGUGCAGUGCUCACUAUAGAAGACGACAAGGAUGACAUGGACGACGACGGUUAUGGCGAUGGCAACAGUGAUGGUAACGACUAUGCGUCCGAGCAAGAUGAAUGCCAAGUCGAGAUGAACGAGAUUGAAGCGGGCCACAUCGGGGCCCCCAGUGGUGGAAUGACGUUGUAUGUGGCGAAGAAACAUCAAUCAAUUGACAAGUUUAUUGAUGGGGCGAUGGUAUCUGAUGCCAAGGACUCGUCGGACAUGAUGUCCAUGAUGCUACUCAUGGACGAACGCGCUGCUCAGCGCGAAGAAAAACACUCGACAAAGAGCUCGAAUGGCGGCUGCAGCAACAAGAGCGUGAGGAAAGAGUCCAGCGAGAUCGAUCUGAACGCGAUGCACGACGCGAUGAAAUGCAGCUCAUGCUGUUCACCAAGUUUUUGUCCAGGGCGACACUCGGGUGGGUAUCCUUCCAAGUCGCCCUGCUUCAACGGCGUGACGAUUCGACCCAACGCUAGGCCACCGACAGGAAAAGCUGAAUCCGACGCCAACUUCAUUCCCGGAGCCCGGGCAAUUAUGGCGGCCCAAAUGAUCGUGCCGUCGAGCCCGAAGCAAAGCACGCCAGAGACAAAGACCUCGUGCCGUCGAGCCCGAAGCAAAGCACGCCAGUGA
Aphanomyces astaci is the source of this 846-nucleotide messenger RNA. RefSeq lists its product as hypothetical. Lineage: Eukaryota; Oomycota; Saprolegniomycetes; Saprolegniales; Verrucalvaceae. The record is from RefSeq and is a predicted model, not a curated record. The transcript has 6 exons. Bases 1 to 846 code for a protein of 281 amino acids.